Esox lucius (northern pike) is the source of this 1542-nucleotide messenger RNA. RefSeq names its product transmembrane protein 42a (gene tmem42a). Bases 104 to 574 code for a protein of 156 amino acids. The record is from RefSeq and is a predicted model, not a curated record. The transcript is spliced from 3 exons. NCBI's taxonomy places the organism in Eukaryota, Metazoa, Chordata, Actinopteri, Esociformes, Esocidae.
GACAAGGAAGUAGUCCAUCAAUACGUGAAAUGCCGUAGGUUAUCGGUUAGUACAGUUAACUAAUAGUACAACCUUUAAUACAUUAUAUUUUUGCUCAGUACAAAUGAUUUCGGGCGCAGUUUAUGCAUUGUUAGCGGGUUUUCUUGGAGCAAUAGCCUCCUCAUCAGCGAAACUGUCACUGGGCUCAGAAUACCUGAAAGGUAUGUGUGAAACAUUUCUGAAAGCCUGGGUUCGAGCUGGUGACCACAGGAUCAAUCAGGAGGAAACUUCACCCUGCGAUUGGCUCAACAUCCCUCUGAGGUUUCUCUGCGGAGGCCUCCUGUUCGCGUGUAACACUGUCAUGUGGACCUUCUUCUCCAAGGCUCUGAGACACUCUUCCUCCUCGGCACGGGUCACAGUCACCACCACAGCGUCCAACUUCGUAUCCUCUGCAGUCCUUGGGAAGGUGAUCUUUGGCGAGGCCCAUGCUGCGCUCUGGUGGGUGGGCAUCUCUCUCACUCUCUCAGGUCUGCUGGUCCUACACGGAUGUGCAUCUCAACCCCCUCCACCAGCACAGGGCAAGAAGGAUGAGUGAAGGGCAGACCCCAUGUGAACUGCAAUCUCGCAACCACACCGGCCGCAUGUUGCUGUUAACAACGGGGAUGUAUUGCGCUCCGUUUUCAGUCAGCCCACCUCAGACAGCACACGGUUGAGAGGGAAACCGGGUCAAUCUGCAGUGAUGGCAUGGCAGAAUAGAGGGCUUUGUGGGGUUACGGGUCGAGUUCUAGUGUCCAACAGUGUGGGAUGGUUUAUAAAAUAUGAACCCAGCAGCCCUUCACUUGCUUGAUCAACUAUGACACCUUUCAGCCAUAUGUCCGGCUCCCAACCUGCUGGAAUAUCUAGUGCCCCCUAGGGUAAUGGCCCGUUACAGUCAACAUACUGUUUCACCAACACUUCCUGGUUUGAAAGAAUCUGAUUGGUUUCUUUGGAGAGCAGCUGUCUUCGGUAGGCUCUCAAUGGUGUUUCAUGGAAUUUUACAAUGGAUUCUAACUUGCGGACCGAGUCUGUUUAAAGUUAAACUGACUAUUAUAUUUGUUUAAAGGGAAUGCUUCUCAGCCUGUUUUCCCUCAUGAAAACCAAGUGCUUUGAAUAAUGCUGUUGAGAUUGUUAUUGUAUUGAAAAUAUUUCCAUAUGAUGUUAUGUCAUGGGGGUGGCCUUGGGAGGUCCAGUUGGAGAUGGUACUUCUGCAGUGAGGUUUAAAAUCCAGCCCAUUGCUCUUUUAGCAAAAUAAAAUAACUACAUUUCCACCAUCUAUCCAAUAAAGCAUUAAAAAAAUACGUGCCUGAAAAUGUACUUACAAGCAUGUUAUGGUCUUCAGAAGUUUUUAAGUCAUGGGACAAAAUGCUAGACUGUCCAGAGUCUAAAUCCUAUUGAAAAUGUGUGGAGAGACCUAAAAAAGCGGUUGGUAGGGACCCUUGAACAAGAAGUCUGGGCCAAACUGCCAGCACAAAGGACAAAGGCUGUGUGAUGUUAACAGUGAAAUAAAGGACAAGGCUGCCAAUA